Messenger RNA from Hyaloscypha bicolor E, 2837 nucleotides. Its product is annotated as root hair defective 3 GTP-binding protein. Gene Ontology annotation, cellular component: endoplasmic reticulum. Gene Ontology annotation, molecular function: GTPase activity; GTP binding. The transcript has 4 exons. Gene Ontology annotation, biological process: endoplasmic reticulum membrane fusion. The record is from RefSeq and is a predicted model, not a curated record. Lineage: Eukaryota; Fungi; Ascomycota; Leotiomycetes; Helotiales; Hyaloscyphaceae. The coding region runs from base 59 to 2701 and encodes 880 amino acids.
CUCAACGUCACAAGAUUAACAAUUAUUAUUGUACCGCCUGUUUCGUGGCUCUGUCACCAUGGCACAAACAAACGGCCACGAAGCACGAAGGCCAUCUGCAGCAUCUCGUUUCCCAACAGCUCCUUCGAUCAUGACCAUGAAUGGCCACUUUGCAGGAGUUGGCGAUGCGCCGACCAAGGAGCAGUAUGAACAUGGCAUUCAGGUUAUUGACGAAGAGAAAGAGUUCAAUCCCAACCUGAACACUUACCUUCAACUUACCAAAAUCGCACAAUCUGGCUUUAACUACCACCUUAUUUCAGUAUUCGGGUCGCAGUCCACUGGCAAGUCGACACUGCUGAACCACUUAUUUGGCACAGAAUUUGGAGUAAUGUCCGAAACUGAACGGCGGCAGACCACAAAAGGGAUAUGGAUGUCGAAGAACAAGCGGGAGGGCACUGAUGGGAAGAUGGCCGACAAUAUCUUAGUAAUGGAUGUGGAGGGUACGGAUGGUCGGGAACGAGGAGAGGAUCAAGAUUUCGAAAGGAAGAGCGCCCUCUUUGCAUUGGCAACCAGUGAGGUUCUCAUCGUCAACAUCUGGGAGCAUCAGGUUGGGUUGUACCAAGGUGCCAACAUGGGCUUGUUAAAGACAGUUUUUGAGGUCAACUUGCAGUUAUUUUUGAAGGACAAGCAAUCCAACCCUCGGUCCCUCCUAUUUUUCGUCAUUCGCGAUCAUCUCGGCACCACACCUCUUGCAAAUCUUCGAAAUACUCUUAUUGCAGACUUAACGAAUAUAUGGACCGGUCUCUCGAAGCCUGCUGGUCUUGAAAAGUCACGAAUAGAAGACUACUUCGAUUUCGCAUUUGCAGCCCUACCGCAUAAAAUACUGCAACCAGACAGAUUCAUCACGGAAGUAGGAAAGCUCGGGACACGAUUCAGGGCUGGUCACCGCGCGGCUAGGCAACAUGGUUUAGACCAAGAGUUGGAAGGGGGUGUUUUCCUCCCAGAAUAUCACCGACGGAUUCCUGCGGAUGGGUUUUCAGUAUAUGCCGAAGGAGUCUGGGACCAGAUCGUCAAUAACAAGGACCUGGAUUUGCCCACUCAACAGGAACUUCUAGCCCAGUUCCGAUGUGACGAGAUCUCGCGGGAAGUUCUGGAGGCUUUUGAUGUAUCCAUUACGCCCUUGGAAGAAAAACAGGCGGAAGGGGUCAGGCUAGGGAAGCCGGCAGUAUUGAAGGAUUUGGGUACGGCUGGGAAAGCUGCGCGCGUAAAGAGCAUCAAAGCUUUUGAGGCCGAAGCCAGCCGUUAUCACAAAGGAGUCUACGCCAGGAAACGAGUCGAGUUGGAAGGCAAGAUCGAUACCCGAUUGAAGGCUUUAUAUCAUGGCCAGCUUUCGGCUGCACACAAGUCAGGAGUCGCCUCCUUCAGUGAUGCAGUGUCAAGUGCCGUCAAGGCCGGUCAAAAGAAAGGGGCGUCCUACGAGUUUGCCGAGAUCGUGGAACGUGAGAAGAAGGUCGCACUCAAACAGUUCGAAACUGAGGCCAGAAGUCUUGCAAUAGAAGGAGUCCCGUGGACCAAUUUCAAAUCGCAAUACAAUCUGUAUGAAAAGGACUUGGAUGAAAUCAGUGGGCGCCUCCGUAAGGAAGAAAUGCGAAGACUCGCAAGUCGAGUUGAGAGAUGGGUACGAUCAAGGUUGGGCGACUCGGUCGGGCUAGAGUUCAACAAAUUGGGCUCUGGACGUGGUGGCAGCGGGGCACCUGAGAAUGGCGAAAAGCCUUUGACUGAGAAGGAUCUGUGGGACCGGAUAUGGAACUUAUUUACAGAUACAGUCAAGGAAGCCGAGACUCGAUUUACAGAGCGAGCGAAAAGCUUCGAUGCCAAUGAAGACGAGAUUGAGGUAGGACUAUGGCGACUGAGAAGGAAGAGUUGGGGUGUUCUGAGAGCCAAAAUCGAUGAAGAGGUCAUGGAAGGCAACAUUCUUCUCAAACUUCGGGAGAACUUCGAAGACAAGUUCCGAUAUGACGAAGCCGGCGUACCAAGAAUAUGGCGACCGACUGAUGAUAUCGAGGGCAUGUACACCAAAGCGAAAGAGUCCACUCUCACCCUCAUUCCUCUUCUGUCACGAUUUAGGCUUGCGGAGACUUAUGGUCCUCCUGAUCUUCCUGAUUGGAUUGGAAAUGCACCUCCGAGCGUAGAUCCGCAGGACGAGGAAGAUCUCGCCCCGAUUGGUGGGGUUGAUGAAGAAGAAGGCAAGAGCUUGGAGGAAGAGAUGACGAUUCUCAGUGAAGCCAAACGCCAAGAUCUCGUUGUGAGAUUUAAGAAGACAGCUGAUGGAGUAUAUGUGGAAGCAAAGCGCAGCGCUAUUGGCGGCAUCACCCAAGUCCCACUAUAUUUCUACGGCUUGCUUUUGGCGUUGGGGUGGAACGAGAUCGUUGCUGUUCUUCGCAACCCAAUGUACUUCAUACUCCUCAUUCUCCUCGGUGUUGCAGCGUACGUCACCUACAACUUGAAUCUCUGGGGGCCAAUGCUGCGCAUGGCAAAUGCGGCAUCCGCACAGGCUAUCGAGAUUGGCAAGGAGAAACUCCGCGAAUUCUUGGAAAACUCAGAUACAGGACGACAAGCCAUUGGCAUGAAGGGGAGAGACGACAGUGAUAAUGUUAGCUUGAAUACCCUAGAUAGCAGAGGCAAGAGGGUAACUGCUAUCGAGGAUGAUGAUGAUAUAUAAGGCGUUGAGGGUUCUCCAUGUCUUUGAAUUUGUAGAUAGGACGACGCCCUGCAUAGCGUACGUGCAGUGUACUUAGGUGGAAGGGUUAUGAGACGUAUAAUGAUGUAUCGAUCUGAGAUUUGGAAUGCUCUCCACC